UCUAAUGACUGUGGUCUUUCUCCUCCACCUUGAAGUUUUAUGACAGUCACAGUUGGGGUGUGAUGCUGAACUAAAGCUGAUGGGUCCAUGUACACUGGAAAAGGGGAGGCUCAUGGGUAAUGCAGCAUCAGAGGGAGGAAUUGCUUAUGUAACUAGGACAGCAGAUUUAGCAGAAGGAAAGGAGGCAGAGGCUGGGGAUGGGAGCAGUGAGCUGUCGACAGGGACAACACACCCGAGUGUCUGCUCCUCAAAAGGGUGGCAACAUCCAGGGUCACUGGGCUCGAGGCUGGAAGAGCCUCUGGUGUGGUAUGGGGACCAUCAGGUCAGGUCUGGAAGAACUGUGGGAACUACAGAGGCAUCAGUGCCUACAUCAGGAGCUCCUCCAGCCAGCCCCACUGCUGCUAGAGAAGCCUCUGUCUGAAUGGCCAGUGCCUCAGUUCAUCAGCCUCUUUCUACCAGAGUUUCCCAUGCGGCCUGUUAAAGAGCAGCAGGAGCUGAAGAUUUUAGGCCUUGUGGCUAAAGGUUCGUUUGGAACUGUCCUGAAAGUGCUAGAUUGUGCCCAGAACGCUGUAUUUGCAGUGAAGGUGGUACCCAAAGUAAAAGUUCUGCAGCGGGAUACCCUGAGGCAGUGCAAGGAGGAGGUUAGCAUCCAGCGGCAGAUCAACCAUCCUUUUGUACACAGUUUGGGGGACAGCUGGCAGGGGAAACGACACCUCUUUAUUAUGUGUAGCUACUGCAGCAUGGAUCUCUACUCCCUGUGGUCCACUGUUGGUUGUUUUCCAGAGGAUUCUGUCCGUCUCUUUGCAGCUGAACUGAUCCUUGUACUCUGCUAUCUCCAUGACUUGGGCAUCAUCCAUCGUGAUGUAAAGAUGGAGAAUAUCCUGCUGGAUGAACGAGGCCAUCUGAAAGUUACAGACUUCGGUCUGUCUCGCCGCCUAUCCCAGGGAGCACGGGCCUAUACUAUCUGUGGCACUCUUCAAUACAUGGCCCCAGAGGUCUUGAGUGGUGGGCCUUACAACCACACUGCUGACUGGUGGUCCCUGGGAGUAUUGCUUUUCUCUCUGGCAGCUGGUAAGUUCCCAGUGGCUGCAGAGAGAGAUCAUUUGACCAUGUUGGCAAGUGUGACCCACUAUGGAUCUGAGAUCCCAGCGUCUAUUAAUCAGGAGCUCUCACUCCUGCUCCAUGAGCUCUUAUGCCAGAACCCUCUGCACCGUCUACGAUACCUGCAUCACUUCCAGGCCCACCCUUUCUUCCGGGGUGUGGCCUUUGACCCUGAGCUCCUACAGAAGCAGCCAGUGAACUUUGUCAUGGAGACACAAGAUACCUGGCCCAGUCCAUUGGAGAACAUGUCCUUCAAGGACUUCGACUGUGAUCUCGAGUCCUUGGUCCAUUCCAUCUCUGUUGACUCUCUACUGUAGAUAGGCACCACUCAGUACCACCACUGUAGUGAUCCAGUUUUUACUUUGUU
This is a messenger RNA of Rattus rattus (black rat), 1468 nucleotides long. It is a transcript of the gene Rskr, whose product is annotated as ribosomal protein S6 kinase related. Gene Ontology annotation, molecular function: ATP binding; protein kinase activity. The transcript is spliced from 12 exons. NCBI's taxonomy places the organism in Eukaryota, Metazoa, Chordata, Mammalia, Rodentia, Muridae. Gene Ontology annotation, biological process: protein phosphorylation. The record is from RefSeq and is a predicted model, not a curated record. Bases 198 to 1418 code for a protein of 406 amino acids.